Messenger RNA from Closterium sp. NIES-67, 2075 nucleotides. NCBI's taxonomy places the organism in Eukaryota, Viridiplantae, Streptophyta, Zygnematophyceae, Desmidiales, Closteriaceae. The record is from the annotation of a GenBank genome assembly.
UGCUUUCACGGCGGCAGGGACAACGCCGCUUCCUCUGAGCCAUGUUCGAGGAGCAUCCUCAGCAGCUCACAGUUGCGGAUUCGUCAGGCUGCGCGCCGAUGGCGCGGGGAGCGAGGGACAGCGACAGAGUGGAGGAGGAGAGCCGCGCGGGUGGGGAUGACGACGGUGUCGCACAGCGCGCUGAGGAGGACGUCACGGCGGAUGACAACGAUGACGACGACGUGAGCGACGGAGGCGACGACGUGGUGCUGCUAGGGUUCGUGCAGAAGCCGUCGCACGACUGGUCGCUCGCGCGGCAUCGCUUCCCCAGCAAAGUCGGGGGCGCGCCGGCGUAUCUCGACCCGCUCAAUCUGCCGUGCGACCCGCUCCUGUGCGACUUCUGCUCGCAGCCGCUGCGAUUCCUGCUGCAGGUGUACUCGCCCCUGGACGCCGAGCCGUCUGCCUUCCACCGCACGCUCUUCCUCUUCGCCUGCCGCCACCAGCCCUGCCUCGCGCGCCACCAGCAGGAGCAACAGGCGCAGCUCGCGGAGGGGCAGAGGGAGGGGCAGGGGAACGAGGGGGAGGGGAAGGCAGAGGGUGCGGAUGGCUGGGCGAGGGAGAGGAGACGGAGUGUGUGCGCGCUGCGCACCCAGCUGCCUCGCAGCAACCCCUUCUACGCCUUCACCCCGCCUCCCCCAGACACGCCCGGCGCUCCACUCUCCAAGCAAGUGGCCAUGUGUGAGUGGUGUGGCACGUGGAAGGGCAGCAAGCGGUGUGGCGGGUGCAGGCAGGUCAACUACUGCAGCAAGGAGCACCAGAAGGAGCACUGGCGAGCAGGCCACAGUGCCGCAUGCCCCCGCACUCCACCCCCCACCUCCGCUGCUCCCUCUGCUCCCCACACUCCCCCACCUGCCGUUGCCACUCCGCCUGCCCCCUCACACGCGCCCUCCAACGCGUCUGCUGCCACUGACACGUCAGCUGCCAGGACAGCAGACGCUGAGUCAGCAGGGGUUGCAGCUGUUGACGUGGCAGAAGCGGAUUGGAGAGUGUCGGUGUUAGACAGGGGUGGGUGGAAGGAGUGGGAGAUGGUGGUGGAGGAGGAGCCGGAGGAAGGAGAGGAGGGGGAGGAGGGGGAUGAGGGGGGCGGUGAGGGGGAAAGUGGGAGGGAGAAAAAGGGGGAGGCGGGAGGGGGCGAGGUGCGGCGGCUGUUGAGGGAGUACCGCGAGCGCACGCGGGCAGAGGGGCCCAUCGCAGCCCGGGAGCUGGAGGGCUUCGGAGAGGGUGCGGAUGCGGAGAAGAAGCAAUGGGCGUCGUUUCAGGCAGUCAUUGCCAAGGCGCCCGAGCAAGUGAUCAGGUACUGCCGGUCAGCCACCGCCCGCCCGCUGUGGCCGCAGCUGCAGGGGCAGCCGCCCAGCCAGGCUGCCAUCCCGCCGUGUGGGCGCUGUGGGGCCGAGAGGAUCUUUGAGUUCCAGGUUCUUCCUCAAAUCAUCUACUACAGCGCUCCAGACGCCACCGCUGACUCAGCACUUGACUUCGCCACACUGGCGCUCUACGUGUGCCCCAACUCCUGCUGCCGCUCUCAACCACCCAGCACCGCACCGCAAAGCAACACCGCCAUCCCAAGUGGUGCAAAACCAGGACCAGAAGAGACAGCAGAGGCACGGGGAAUUGAGAAGGCACCAGAUAGCAGCAGGGAAGCAGCAGCGGCGGAGCAGAGUGUGGGGUAUGUGGAGGAGUUCGUGUGGGUGCAGCUGCCCUCUCACGACCCACCACCAACCGUAGCAUAAGGGAACAGACAUCCAAGCGGGCAGUUUAUGCCAACCUUGUUUACGUCCUUGAUUUACGUUGGCUUUGUUGGACGAAACAAUAGUUUUUUGGAGUUACUUCAAAGGGCACUUUGUAAGAAAUUAUAAAUUCCUUACUGAGGCUAGCUACAGGGCGUACUACUCGAACAGUCCUGAACCAGCGAUAGGGUUCCAGACCUUUCCGUUCGAGCCUCCUGGGCCUUUCCGGACCUCGCUUCGAUACAUCGAGGACCUUUGACACUUUUCCUGAACCUUCCGACCCUACGUCUAGGAUCGCCUUAGGUUUCCGAU